Messenger RNA from Danaus chrysippus (African queen), 2151 nucleotides. The record is from the annotation of a GenBank genome assembly. NCBI's taxonomy places the organism in Eukaryota, Metazoa, Arthropoda, Insecta, Lepidoptera, Nymphalidae.
CUGAGCUAUCAAAACCAAAACCCAGACAAUCAACUAACGGAGACAUCAUCGGAUUCUUCAAAGCAAUUUUCUCCGUAUAUUUCGGAUCGUAAAGAGGUGAAGCGAACUCCAAUCUUGCAGUUUAAGUCAUCAAUAACAGUACUACCAUCAGUUGUUACCGAAGCAUCGUUAUCCACGUUUGAUGAUUGUUCAGAGAGUUUUGACUUCAAGAACUCCUUUGGCAGAGAACCUACAAUGUCUUCAUACUCCAAAGACAUAAAAAUGGAAGCCCAUUAUAUACAAAAUGAAGAUUCCGUUGAAUCUAACCAAAUAUAUUCCAUUACAACCGAACCAAUGAAUAAGCAGACGUGUCAAGAUCCUAAAGAAUCCGAUAACAGUUGUCAGCCAGACUGCUCGUGUACAAAAUGCACUAAUCAAGGCCCAACUUGUGGAGAUCAGGGAUGUACCAAAGAACUAUGUGAUGAUAGUUGUGAUGAUUCUAAACAGAAAGAGAAAGACGAGAAGUUGCCCGAAUGGGCUUGGCAAUGUCGUAAAAAUUUUUGCCACAAAGUUUUUCGCCCUUCAACAUUCGUAGGCCAUUAUACAUCAUUCAGUAGGUGUACUUUGUUGUGCAUGGGUCCACAGCUCUGGCCCUACCCUAUUGGUUAUACCCAUUUUAGUAAAACUAUCGUAUCAGUAUCCACAAAAAACUUGGAAUAUAAAUUUCAAUCCGUACCAUCAGAUAGCGUUCAUUUAUACCUAGCAGAGGCUUUUAAGUUGUUCAUAAAGGAUUUGGCAAGAUUAGAAAAACUACAAAAUAAACCGACUAACCUUAGUAAGGAUACGGUGAAAAAAAUGGUAAUACUUAUAGAUGUAGAGAGUGAUACUGAUCCACGAUUACGUAUUAAUACCGAUGAGGGAUAUAUGUUGAAGAUAGAAACAAAAAAUAAUCAAGUUAUUAUUAAAGUAAGUGGACUAUCAUUUUGUGGUGCUCGACAUGGGUUUGAAACCCUAAGUCAAUUGAUCUUGUUAGAUCAAAGCACGGGUUACCUCAUUAUGCUGUCCAGUGCAAUAAUUAAAGAUGCCCCAACUUACAAAUACAGAGGAUUGAUGGUUGACACAGGAAGAAAUUACAUACCAGUUGUGGACUUAUUAAGAACUGUUGAUGCUAUGGCUACAUGUAAAUUGAACACAUUUCAUUGGAGAAUAUCUGACGCUACAAGCUUUCCACUCAACUUGUCCAAAGUACCAGAAUUUGAGGAAUAUGGACCCUAUGAUAGAUCAAUGGUGUAUACAAAAAAAGAUAUCAGGAUGAUUGUGAAUAGAGCUGGUGUUCGUGGAAUAAGAGUGUUAAUAGAAGUAGCUGCACCAGGUCCCGUCGGAAGACCCUUCUCUUGGCUGUCUUCCACGACUUGUUCACGAAAAAAUAACAGCCUUUCUUGCGAUAAUGAUCUCUGUAGGCGUCUUACUAUGCACGAUUCUACAUUUGAUGUACUCCAAAAAAUAUAUUCCGAAAUUCUUGAAAUGACAAACGUCGAUGAUGUAUUCCAUUUGAGUGAUAGCGUGUUUUCGAUGACCAAUUGUUAUUAUUUAUUUGAUGAUCGCGAAGGAUUUCUAGAUAAAGCUCUAUUCCGUCUGAAAAUGGCAAAUAAAGGAUUUCUGCCUCAACUGCCAAUUAUUUGGUAUACGUCACAUUUAAUGAAACAUUUUGAAGCUAACACUUGGGAGAGGUUAGGUGUGCAAAUCGAUGAAUGGGAUACAAAUCCUUAUCAAUCAUAUUUAAAUAAAUUUAGAGUUAUACAUUCUACUAAGUGGGAUUUGUCUUGUGAAAUGAGAAAGCAGAGAUGUACAAGAUACAGAACUUGGCAACAAAUGUAUUCAUGGAAAUCUUGGAGAAAUGUUGAUGUGUUUACUACGGAAGGUGGAGAAUCGAUUUUAUGGACAGACUUGGUAGAUUCAAGUAACCUUGAUUACCACCUAUGGCCCCGCGCUGCAGUUGUUGCAGAACGUCUGUGGUCAGAUGUCGUGGCCAAUGGAAGUGCAAACAAACACGUUUAUAUGAGGCUAGAUACCCAUAGAUGGAGGAUGCUGCAACGUGGAAUCCAGGUGCAACCGAUUUGGCCACCUUGGUGCAGUUUCAGCCCUAGCUCAUGUCUCGAAAAAGUGCAUUAA